This is a messenger RNA of Brassica oleracea var. oleracea, 1818 nucleotides long. Its product is annotated as NEDD8-activating enzyme E1 regulatory subunit-like. Gene Ontology annotation, cellular component: cytoplasm. The record is from RefSeq and is a predicted model, not a curated record. Gene Ontology annotation, molecular function: NEDD8 activating enzyme activity. NCBI's taxonomy places the organism in Eukaryota, Viridiplantae, Streptophyta, Magnoliopsida, Brassicales, Brassicaceae. The coding region runs from base 53 to 1618 and encodes 521 amino acids. Gene Ontology annotation, biological process: protein neddylation. The transcript is spliced from 14 exons.
GUUCUCUAGUAGGCUCUGAGAGAGAGAGAGAGAGUAAGCUUAGAGCUUAACAAUGUCUAAAACCAAGUACGAUCGGCAGCUAAGGAUAUGGGGGGAAGUAGGGCAAGCUGCGUUGGAAGAAGCGAGCAUCUGUUUGCUCAAUUGCGGCCCCACUGGAUCCGAGGCGUUGAAGAAUCUGGUCCUCGGUGGAGUUGGGAGCAUCACCAUCGUUGAUGGAUCUAAAGUCGAGCUUGGUGACCUUGGCAACAACUUCAUGGUGGAUGAGAGGAGUGUUGGUCAGUCAAAAGCUAAGUCUACUUGUGCGUUUCUUCAAGAGCUUAAUGAUUCUGUUAAAGCCAAGUUUGUUGAGGAGAGUCCUGAUGCUUUGAUUAUGACAAGCCCUUCUUUCUUCUCUCAGUUCACUCUCGUUAUAGCCACUCAGCUGGUGGAAGAUUCAAUGGUGAAGCUUGAUAGAAUCUGUAGAGAAGCAAACGUCAAGGUGGUUUUUGUUCGUUCUUACGGUCUUGCUGGGCUUGUUCGUGUGUCAGUAAAGGAGCACACUAUAAUUGACUCAAAGCCUGAUCAUUUUCUUGAUGACCUUCGCUUGAAUAAUCCAUGGCCUGAGCUCUAUAGUUUUGUGGAGACAAUUGAUCUGAAUGUAUCAGAUCAUAUAGCGCAUAAGCACAUACCUUACGUUGUCAUUCUGGUGAAGAUGGCUGAUGAAUGGACUAAAUCCCAUAGUGGUAACCUUCCCUCCACCAGGGAAGAGAAAAAAGAGUUUAAGGAUUUUGUUAAGUCCAAGAUGAUAUCUAUGGAUGAGGAUAACUACAAAGAAGCCAUCGAAGCUGCUUUCAAAGUUUUUGCUCCUCGUGGAAUCAGCUCAGAGAUUCAACAAAUUUGCAAUGAUACUUGUGCUGAACCGAGUUCAAACUCCUCAGAUUUUUGGGUGAUGGUUGCUGCUCUGAAGGAGUUUGUCUCAAACGAAGGUGAUGGAGAGGCACCUCUUGAAGGCUCCAUACCUGAUAUGACGUCUUCAACAGAACACUAUAUCAAUUUGCAGAAAAUCUAUCUAGCGAAAGCCGAGGCUGAUUUUCUUGUCAUGGAGAAACGAGUUAAAAACAUUUUGAAGAGAAUCGGUCGAGAUCCGAGCAGUAUCUCGAAACCAACAAUCAAGAGCUUCUGUAAGAAUGCCAGAAAACUUAAAGUAUGCAGAUAUCGUAUGGUAGAGGACGAGUUCAGCAAUCCUUCUGUAACCGAAAUUCAAAAGUGUUUAGCGGACGAGGAUUACAGUGGUGCAAUGGGGUUUUAUGUUCUUCUCAGAGCUGUGGACAGGUUUACGGCCAACUACAACAAGUUUCCUGGCCAGUUUGAUGGAGGAAUGGAUGAGGACAUUUCUCGGUUAAAAACUACUGCCUUGAGUCUUCUUGCCGAUUUGGGGUGUAACGGCUCAGUACUGCCUGAUGACCUUAUCAAUGAGAUGUGUCGCUUUGGUGCCUCGGAGCUUCAUGUGGUUGCUGCCUUUGUUGGAGGAAUCGCAUCUCAAGAAGUCAUCAAGCUUGUCACAAAACAGUUUGUUCCGAUGUUGGGGACUUACAUCUUCAAUGGCAUUGAUCACAAGUCUCAGUUAUUGACAUUGUAGAAGAUCUCUCCUUAGACAUUGUUGUCCUGAAACAGAUAGACUAGCUUUAUAAUGUAUUUUUGUUUUAUUCUUCACUGAAUUUUAAAAGAAUCUUUUCGCGGGUGUAUCGAGACACGAACUGUUCAAGGAUGUUGAUUUAGCAUGGUCGCAUGAUCCUAUUGAUGGUCCAUGUUAUAACUUAUAACCGCAUUAACCAAGUA